This is a messenger RNA of Vicia villosa (hairy vetch), 489 nucleotides long. Its product is annotated as probable serine/threonine-protein kinase PBL28. Gene Ontology annotation, molecular function: ATP binding; protein kinase activity. The transcript has 3 exons. Lineage: Eukaryota; Viridiplantae; Streptophyta; Magnoliopsida; Fabales; Fabaceae. Bases 1 to 456 code for a protein of 151 amino acids. The record is from RefSeq and is a predicted model, not a curated record. Gene Ontology annotation, biological process: protein phosphorylation.
AUGAUUAUUUCAAAGCUAAUGCCAGAAGAACAUGAAAUACAUGAAACUACCCAAGUGCUUGGUACAUUUGGCUAUUUUGACCCGGAGUAUACAUCGACGGGAAAAUUGACUCUACAAAGCGAUGUUUAUGCUUUUGGUGUUGUUCUUCUAGAGCUUUUGACAGGACGUCAAGCUAUAGAUCUAAACCAAGGUCCAAAUGAUCAAAACCUUGUACUACAAGUAAGGCACUUACUGAAUGACCGCAAGAUGCUCCGUAAGGUGAUUGAUCCAGAGAUGACUAGAAAUUCAUACACCAUUGAAUCGAUAUUCAUGUUUGCGAAUCUUGCGUCACAAUGUGUUCGUCCUGAGAGUCAUGUGAGACCUUCAAUGAUUGAUUGUGUUAAAGAAAUUCAAAUGAUUAUCUAUAGAAAUGCAAAAGGGUUGGGAAUGGUUAUGCAUAGUUUGAGGAUGCUCUAGUGACAAAAAUACUUGAUUAUACAUACUAUUAUU